Molecule: messenger RNA, 1338 nt
Organism: Glycine soja
Lineage: Eukaryota; Viridiplantae; Streptophyta; Magnoliopsida; Fabales; Fabaceae
Product: peroxidase 65-like
Exons: 2
Coding region: 177-1169 (330 amino acids)
Biological process (GO): response to oxidative stress; hydrogen peroxide catabolic process
Molecular function (GO): heme binding; peroxidase activity
Source: RefSeq, a predicted model, not a curated record
UUAUCACAAACGCAUUUCCCUCUACCCCUUCUUAGUCCUUUUCCUCAAAGAGGGGCUAUCAUAAUUUUCUCUCAUCAUCCCAAACAAACCCAAGAGAGAGAGAAAGGAAGAAAAGAGUAUAAUAAACACAUAAUAUAUCUCUUUAAACUCUUGACCCCCUUCUCUUGGAGCUAGGCAUGGCUUUCCCUUUCCCAAUCCUUUUCCUUCUCUUCCUUUCCCUCACCCCCUCCUUCUCCUCCGCAACGCUCAACGUCGAUUACUACAAAAAAUCAUGUCCACUCUUCGAAAAAAUCGUUAUGGAAAACGUCUUCCACAAACAAAGCACAAGCGUGGCCACAGCACCGGGUCUCCUACGUCUCUUCUUCCAUGAUUGCAUCACCGAUGGCUGCGACGCUUCGAUCCUCAUCACUUCCAACUCAUACAACCCUCAUGCAGAACGUGAUGCAGACCUCAAUCUUUCUCUGGCAGGUGAUGCCUUUGACAUCAUAUUUAGAAUAAAAAACGCAUUGGAACUUGCAUGCCCCGGUGUGGUGUCGUGUUCCGACAUCGUGGCACAGGCAACAAGAGACCUUGUUAAGAUGGUUGGUGGUCCUUAUUACCCUGUGAGAUUGGGGAGAAAGGAUAGCACUGAAUCAGUUGCUGCAAGAGUGAGUGCUAGCCUUCCAACACCAGACAUGACCAUGGACCAGUUGCUUGAGAAGUUCACCUCAAAGGGUUUCACUGUUAAGGAAAUGGUGGCUUUGAGUGGGGCACACACCAUUGGUUUCGCACACUGCAAGGAGUUCAUAAACAGGAUCUACAACUUCAGCAAAACCUCUGAUGCUGACCCUUUGAUGCACCCUAAGCUGGUUAAAGGGUUGAGGGUUGUGUGCCAAAACUUCACCAAGGACAUCUCAAUGGCUGCAUUCAAUGAUGUUAGGUCACCAGGGAAGUUUGACAAUGUUUAUUACCAAAAUGUCAUGAAGGGCUUGGGGUUAUUGACCUCUGACUCCAUUCUUGCUGUUGACCCAAGGACAAAACCUAUUGUGGAGCUCUAUGCUAAUGAUCAGCAAGCUUUCUUCAAGGACUUUGCUGCUGCCAUGGAGAAGCUCUCUGUGUUUAGAGUGAAAACUGGCAACAAAGGAGAGGUCAGGAACAGGUGUGACCAGUUCAACCAUAUUCCCGUCUAAAAACACACAAAUCAAUCAGUUCAACCAUAGAAAGAUUAGCUAAGAUUGUAUAAAAAGUCUCCGAUCAUCUGAUAAUUUCUUUAGAUUUUGCAUGUGUAUCUAGAGAGCCAUGGGUAUACAUUGUCAUUUGAAUCCUUGUCAAAAGAAAAUUGUCAUUUGAAUUUUUUUU